This is a messenger RNA of Cylicostephanus goldi, 149 nucleotides long. The record is from the annotation of a GenBank genome assembly. NCBI's taxonomy places the organism in Eukaryota, Metazoa, Nematoda, Chromadorea, Rhabditida, Strongylidae.
AUGUCUGGAGAAAAGGUGAAUGGCGAUGAACUCUGGCAGGACAAAGAUAUACGAUUCGAUGUGGAUCACAGGUGGGAAAGCGAUCUCAAGAUUUUUAGUGGUCCAAAAUUCAUUCUAUCUCAGAAUGCUGCGUCUUGUACCAGGUGAAA